Messenger RNA from Manihot esculenta (cassava), 666 nucleotides. RefSeq lists its product as uncharacterized. The coding region runs from base 63 to 578 and encodes 171 amino acids. NCBI's taxonomy places the organism in Eukaryota, Viridiplantae, Streptophyta, Magnoliopsida, Malpighiales, Euphorbiaceae. The record is from RefSeq and is a predicted model, not a curated record. The transcript has a single exon.
CAAGAAUAUAUGACAAUCGAGUCUGAGGGACAAAGAGUAACAGACUAAAAGGAGGAAACACAAUGGGCAUAUCAGCUUCUAAACGAGUCAAAAGGACACUCGCCAACUCGCCUGAGUUCGACUCUGCCUGUCACUCAGCCUACACCCACUGCCUCUCUCUAACUCAGCACGCUUUCCCAGGCGCCCUGCCAUACCAACUCCCCACAGCCUCCGAUCAAAUCUAUGCCGCCGUCUCCACCACUCGUGAACCCCGUCUGAUCAUCAAGUGGGUACCUUCUCCUCCAACUCGGACCCAAAUCGACUCGGCUCUCCGGGUCGUCGCUCGUCAACAGAACAAAAAGAGUGAAGAGGAGUUGAUUCUGGGGCCGGCACAAUUUAAGGAGUGGGCGCUUGUGCUGUACGCGGAGGCCGUCGUGGGCAAUGCCGGCAAGGCGAUUAUAACCCGAGUUCCAAUUGGAGCGGCCGGGAUAGUUGGGAUUGGAGCGGUAACGAGGUCCGGGACUGAUUUGAUCGGAGCGGCGAUUGGAGUUUAUGCGAUUGGGGUAGCGAUUUCCGUUUAUCUUGGUUUGUCUGGUUAAGAAUUUUUUUCUUUUAUUUUCAGUUGUAUUUUUCUAAAAUAUUCAAUUUAAUGCCGAUUAUAUACAUACAGAUAUCUUUUGCCGUCUA